Drosophila teissieri is the source of this 1396-nucleotide messenger RNA. RefSeq names its product homeobox protein orthopedia (gene hbn). The coding region runs from base 155 to 1396 and encodes 413 amino acids. Gene Ontology annotation, biological process: regulation of transcription by RNA polymerase II. The record is from RefSeq and is a predicted model, not a curated record. Lineage: Eukaryota; Metazoa; Arthropoda; Insecta; Diptera; Drosophilidae. The transcript is spliced from 5 exons. Gene Ontology annotation, molecular function: RNA polymerase II transcription regulatory region sequence-specific DNA binding; DNA-binding transcription factor activity, RNA polymerase II-specific.
GAAACCGUGCUCAUUAACUACUGUGACAAUAAACCAAAAGUUGCCAAAUCGAAAAUCCUGAAAAUCGUUGACAAAAUAAGAAAACCAACGUUGAGCCAGUGAAGUAAACCAUCUGAAAUCCGCACGGUUCGCGAGCAGCUCUCCCGGUGGAGCUAUGAUGACCACGACGACCUCGCAGCACCACCAGCACCACCCAAUCAUGCCGCCAGCCAUGCGCCCCGCCCCCGUUCAGGAGAGUCCUGUCUCACGCCCCCGCGCCGUCUACAGCAUCGAUCAGAUCCUGGGAAAUCAGCACCAGAUCAAGCGCAGUGAUACUCCCAGCGAAGUGCUGAUUACGCAUCCCCACCACGGCCAUCCGCAUCACAUCCAUCAUUUGCACAGCAGCAACAGCAACAGCAACGGCAGCAAUCACUUGUCGCAUCAGCAGCAGCAGCAGCAGCAGCAGCAACACCACUCGCAACAGCAACACCAUUCGCAGCAGCAGCAACAAUUGCAGGUUCAGGCGAAGCGAGAGGACUCCCCAACGAACACGGACGGCGGCCUGGAUGUGGAUAACGACGACGAGCUGUCCUCCAGUCUGAACAAUGGCCAUGAUCUCAGCGAUAUGGAGAGGCCGCGAAAAGUUCGAAGAUCUCGCACAACAUUUACAACAUUUCAAUUGCAUCAGCUGGAGCGAGCCUUCGAGAAGACCCAGUAUCCCGAUGUUUUCACAAGGGAGGAUCUGGCCAUGCGAUUGGAUUUGAGCGAAGCACGCGUGCAGGUGUGGUUCCAGAACCGUCGGGCUAAAUGGCGCAAACGUGAGAAGUUUAUGAAUCAGGACAAGGCCGGUUACCUGCUGCCCGAACAAGGUCUGCCGGAGUUUCCGCUGGGCAUUCCCCUGCCGCCACAUGGACUUCCGGGCCAUCCGGGCGCGAUGCAGUCGGAGUUCUGGCCGCCGCACUUUGCCCUCCACCAGCACUUCAAUCCCGCUGCAGCCGCUGCCGCCGGCCUGCUGCCCCAGCACCUGAUGGCGCCCCACUACAAGCUGCCCAACUUCCACACCCUGCUCUCCCAGUACAUGGGCCUGAGCAAUCUGAAUGGGAUCUUUGGCGCGGGAGCAGCUGCAGCGGCGGCAGCAGCCUCCGCGGGCUAUCCGCAGAACCUGUCGCUGCACGCCGGUCUCUCGGCGAUGAGCCAGGUGAGCCCGCCCUGCAGCAACAGCAGUCCGCGCGAGAGUCCCAAGCUAGUGCCUCAUCCCACGCCGCCCCAUGCCACGCCCCCAGCGGGCGGCAGCGGGGGCGGCGGUCUGCUCACGGGCGGACUGAUCUCGACGGCCGCCCAAUCGCCCAGCAGUGCGGCAGGAGCCAGCAGCAACGCCUCCACUCCCGUUUCCGUGGUCACCAAGGGCGAGGACUGA